Messenger RNA from Ricinus communis (castor bean), 1604 nucleotides. Its product is annotated as MADS-box protein AGL42. Gene Ontology annotation, biological process: positive regulation of transcription by RNA polymerase II. Gene Ontology annotation, molecular function: protein dimerization activity; RNA polymerase II cis-regulatory region sequence-specific DNA binding; DNA-binding transcription factor activity, RNA polymerase II-specific. Gene Ontology annotation, cellular component: nucleus. The record is from RefSeq and is a predicted model, not a curated record. Bases 759 to 1484 code for a protein of 241 amino acids. Lineage: Eukaryota; Viridiplantae; Streptophyta; Magnoliopsida; Malpighiales; Euphorbiaceae. The transcript has 7 exons.
CUCAAUCUGUUGUUAUUAUUAUUAUUAUUUAUCUCCAUGUCAAUUUUUCUUUUCUUAGUUUUGCCAAAACAGGCUACCCAAUAAGGCCUCCAAUUUUUAAUCACAUCCUUAUUAUAGCUUCUUUUUCUUCUUUCCAUUUCUCUUUGAGGGUUCUUUUGACUUUCUCUAUUUAUAUGUUCUUCUUCUUAUUUAUUUAUUUUUUCAUUUUCUACAACUUGCGAAUAUGCCUUUUCCCUUUAUAGUUAGAUAAGAUAUUGAAAGUGAAAGCUACAAGUUGCAAAAUGGAGCUAAGAUGAAUAAGUAUUUGGGGAAAUAAUCUCUAGGGUUUUGUGGUAUGAGAAUAAAGCAACAAAUACAUCAAACCUAUAUAGAAGAUCAUCUCUUCUUUAGGAAUUCUUUCUGCUUGUGUGAAUCUUUCUAGGGUUUUCCUUUCGUUUUCCACUAUAGUAUGCUGAUACCUACUUUGUUUUCAGUUCUCACUACCUUGAGUCACCAGUGGUUGUGAAAAUCUUUGAUAUAUUCCCUACUGUAUUUUUAUGUAAAGGAUUUAUUCGUACUUGGGUUGUAAUUUUUGUACAUACUUCUUUAAAUCAUUUCUUAGAGUUCUGGGUCAGUAAUGUUCUUGUAAAAAUCCAAACAUUUUUAAAGCUCUGAAUAAAAAGGAUUUAGUAGCCUUUCUGUGUGCUAUUGCUUAUAUUGGUAUAGCAGGAUUUCUGGGUUCUUGCCUACCUCAUAAUAUCCGUGAUCAAAACCAAGACAUGGUGAGAGGAAAGAUUCAAAUGAGGAGGAUUGAAAAUGCCACAAGCAGGCAAGUGACCUUCUCAAAGCGAAGAAAUGGGCUUUUGAAGAAAGCUUAUGAGCUAUCAGUUCUAUGUGAUGCAGAAGUUGCAGUGAUCAUCUUUUCGCAGAAAGGAAGAUUGUCUGAGUUUGCGAGCAACGAAAUGCAAAAGACUAUAGAACGAUACCGUAAACAUGCAAAAGAAGUGCAAGCUGCAGGCAGUGUUGCUAAAGAACAACAUGUUCAGGAACUAACAGAAGAAUCGGCAGCGCUGGUGAAGAAGAUUGAGGAGCUUGAAAUUUCGCAAAGGUGCAAGAGUUUGAGUUUUCUCCUUUUGAUAAUGUUUGGUCCAGCUAACAGGUCACAUUUAACUUUGAAGUUUCUGUGUCUUAGGAAGCUUUUGGGACAAGGUUUAAGUUCUUGUUCUAUCGAAGAACUCCAAGAGAUACACAGCCAGCUCGAGAGGAGCUUAAGCAAUAUCAGGUCAAGAAAGGUUCAGUUGUUCAAGGAGCAGAUGGAGCAACUAAAAGCAAAGGAGAGGCUCUUGCUAGAAGAGAAUAUAAGAUUACGUGAAAAGUGUGCAGAGAACCACUGGCAGCAUCCAACACAACGGAAAGAAAUUAAAACAUACUUAAACUCAAGUAGUAAGAAGAAGUCGGAGGUGGAGACUGAAUUGUUCAUUGGACUUCCAGAAAUGCACUGUUAGUAGUUGUUUAUAUAAGCCUUAUGUUAUGAUUUGUAUUUAUAUAAGCUUUUAUCUUAUCUAAGCCAUAAAUGAUUACAGAACCAUCUAAUAAUAUAUCUACUCCUCGGAGCUUCUCUUUUA